This is a messenger RNA of Peronospora matthiolae, 2286 nucleotides long. The record is from the annotation of a GenBank genome assembly. Lineage: Eukaryota; Oomycota; Peronosporomycetes; Peronosporales; Peronosporaceae.
AUGGUGCAAGUACUCAUUCAUGCGGUACUAAUGCUUUCCAUCCUACCACUUGUUAUAAGCUACAAAGACGAGAAGCUCGAGGAGUCGAACGGCACAAAUUUGAAUGCCAGCGAUUACUGGAAACACGAUCACCCGUAUACGUAUCGGCCACAUUGGAAACGGUUACCGGAAGGUAAAAUUGUACUGCUUAAUGAUUCGACUUGCAGCAGCUGCGCAGAAUACCGUGAGUCGACUGAGAACAAUACGUCAUGGAUCCCCAAAUGGAUGCUAUCCACUGAGGAUGGUCGAACUCUACGGAAAGAUUUACCUCGGCUUUUGUUAUACAACCUUGUGUCUCCAAUGGAUUACGGAAGCUCGUUACGAUCCGGCAAUGUGCGUCGCCGUCGCAACAAGGCGGUGCGCAUGUUUCUAGCCGAUAACUUAGCACUUCCGCUAUUAAAGUCGCUCGGUCAAGUAGCUUGGAAUCUCAUUCAGACUCAUUAUGUUGAUACGCUUGAAGACGAGAUGUUCGUACAGCACUUAAAGAUGAUGAACGCUAGUGAGAUGAUUCAGGAGCUUAACCUUUCGCUUCCGGUAGAACCGAUCGAAGGAAUGGGCAGGAAUGAUAUGUAUCGGCAGAACACAACGCAGGUAUACAAGCAUGACGGAGCGAGUAAGCGAGCUCCGUUAUAUGCGCGGUACUCAACAGCUUUUGAUCCAUAUGAAGGCUAUUCGGAUCGCUAUUACACCCGGGACGAUACUUUACCGCCACCCACAUUCCCUGCAGACAGCUAUCCGUGGCUUUGGUCUCCACAUCUCGAAUUGGCACGAAUGAUUUCGACACAGCUUUUGCGGUCAAUCAAUAUGAACGAUGACACAGAUGAGGAGUUGAAUGCCGAAGUACAGCUAGGCUCGUGCACGUCGAAGGGUAAUGGAAGCGACACACGCUGUCGAAAACUUUCUCAACAAGCUAAGGUUUCGUCCAAUGACGAGCUCAACGUUUCAAAACUUGCAAAUGGCAGCACUCCUAAUGAACUGACAAGAAAGCGUUUUCACACUGACGCAAGCACCGUGAGCGUAGACGACAUAUGUGCGCUGGAUCAAAUUUACAUGCAGCUCCAGGAAUACCACUUUGACACGGGUAUACCUCGCCUAGCGAUUCGCCCCAAUGUAUCACACUCGAUAUUUCCAUCGCUGCAAGGUUUUCUUAGGACGUCGCUCGAGAUUGCCAACGCUUCUACCCAAUCCAGGUGCAGCACUUCUUACGACUCGAGCAAAGCUACGACGGUACAGUCACGAUCUCUGGAGCAACGCACCAAUGAUGAUGGUAAUAACACUGGCAAUGUGACCAACAUUUAUUCGAGAAGUGAAAUCUAUGCUGUACUCACGCACUUCUACACGUACCCUUCGGCUGACAACAAGAUUAUUGAGAGCUAUGUCGACGAAGAUACUCAUGAAUGCACCAUGGAACGAUUGUGUCUAGUAUACUCUGGCGUGACGGUGUACACGCCGACACUGACAUCGCCAGAGCUGCUUCGAACGUUUGCUAACCCGAGUAUGACUCCCGCAACAAAAACAGCCGUGCGAUUGAACAUGCUACUGGAGAUGAUCCUGGUGGCCUUUGAAGCCGAGAAAAGAGCACUGCAGCACGGUCUGCAAGGUCCGUCCACCGUUUGCUACUCGAAUCACGACCUUGAUGUGGAUGAAUUUGCUGAUGCUGUGCUGGGCACUUUCAACAUGUCGAUCAGCGCGAAGAGUAGCGAUGCAGAGACUAUCUCGCUGCACGUUUUCGAACAUCACAUGAAUGAACGGGUACCCAUCCUCGAUGAGGUGGUUUCGUACUACGCAGAUACGAACUACGACACACAAAUGUACAUGAAGGUCAAGCAUACUACUAUCAUGCCAGAGAGUCUGGACGAAAGCGAGCUCGUCGUGCUGGUGAGCUCGCUGGAGAAGCAAAUGAAAACCCUCGACCAAUCGAUCGUUUCAUAUGUGCAAACGCGAGCAGCAAACCCGUUGUACCAGGAGGUAGUUGAUGCUACAAUCCGAAGUGAUGUUUACAACGGGAGCGAGUACACAAUGGUUGGCUUUGGCUUCAUCUUGCCAGCGACAAACGACCAGAACGUGCUAUAUUACGACAUGAAACUGCCCGUUCCGUUUCACCUUCUUCUCCGACUGAUCGUGCGUUUCCAAGAGAGUCGUUUGCUGUUGCCGCGUGAGUCUCGACACCUUUUAGUUUGCCUAGCGAUGGCACACUACGACCUCUCCUUUUACCGCUGUCGCGCACCCGCGUCAUCUGACGACUAA